AUGAACCUCAUCUACCUCCUAACCCUGACCCUCGCCUCCCUCUCCGCCGCCUCUCCCGCCGCAGAAACCGGCGCAGCAGCAGCAGGUACAGAUUCCGGCGCACAACCCCCAGCGCCGACCUCUACUGGCAGUAGUAGCAGCAGCGACAGCGACAGCAGCAGUCCUUACCAACAAUGCGCGAAGAAUAUCCUCGACGCCUGCCUCUCCCAAAUGAAACCCCAAAUGGACAAAUGUUCCGAUAAUGAUUGGUCGUGUUUGUGUACGCAGAGCAAGAAUAUGCUUACGUAUGAUACUUCCUUCCCCCCCUUCCUUCUAUAA
This is a messenger RNA of Aspergillus costaricaensis CBS 115574, 318 nucleotides long. RefSeq names its product GPI anchored serine-threonine rich protein. Bases 1 to 318 code for a protein of 105 amino acids. Lineage: Eukaryota; Fungi; Ascomycota; Eurotiomycetes; Eurotiales; Aspergillaceae. The record is from RefSeq and is a predicted model, not a curated record. The transcript is spliced from 2 exons.